This is a messenger RNA of Ilex paraguariensis (yerba mate), 252 nucleotides long. Lineage: Eukaryota; Viridiplantae; Streptophyta; Magnoliopsida; Aquifoliales; Aquifoliaceae. The record is from the annotation of a GenBank genome assembly.
AUGUCGCCAGAAGUUGGGGGACAUCCAUUACAGCCUCCAGUGGUACAAGCUCAGCCUGGAAGACCCAGAAAGGCAAGGAGCAGAGAACCAGAUGAACCAAGGAAAGACACUUCUCAGAAACAGUGUACUAGCAGUGAAGCACCAAACAUAUCUCAGCAACAAAGAGCUUCUCAGGACCAGGCUACUGCAAGUCAAGCACCAACCACAUCUCAUCAACAAACAUCUGGAUCUCAGCCUAUUAGAUUCAAGUAA